Molecule: messenger RNA, 815 nt
Organism: Acyrthosiphon pisum (pea aphid)
Lineage: Eukaryota; Metazoa; Arthropoda; Insecta; Hemiptera; Aphididae
Exons: 4
Coding region: 161-724 (187 amino acids)
Source: RefSeq, a predicted model, not a curated record
AACUUAGUGUACAGCAAAGCGACAUCCACUUACCCUCUUAUUAAAUAUAAUUAUUGUGUUAUGAGUUUAUCCAUCAUACCUUUAGGAAUUCAUUUCAAAAGUAAUUGCGAAAAAUCCUCGAUAUGAAAAUGUUUAUGACAUCAUCAAGCACGUAGAUGAAAUGGCUUGUAUAAGAAACAUAGGUUCAAUAUUAAAAAUAUCUGAUUUUAACGAAAAAGAACUAACUAAAAACGACAGUUCUGAAGAGAUUCAAUAUAAGAGACCUAAAAAUAAAAAUGUAAUUUUAAAUGUAAAUUUUAACGACGCUCGAACUUAUCUAGAUGAUCUUAAGAAGGCUGAUUUAAUGUAUAUUAGGAGAAAGGCGAACAUUAAAUCUGAAUAUAACACUAAAAUACAUUUAAAUCCUGUCAAUCAAAUUUAUCUCAAAUCGGAUCUGGAUAUAAUGAAAGAUAAACAAAGAUUUGCACAAAUGCAAGACUUUAAAAAUGAAAUACAGGAAAGAGAAACAGAAAAUAACUUUGUUAUCAGUUCAAUUUUACAUCAAUAUAGGGAAUUAUAUCUCAAAAAUAAUGGAAAAUUACCAACGGAAUUUCCCAUGGCAGAAGAACAGUUGGCAUACAUUUUUAAUUUCUACAAAAAACUAGUAAAACGAAUAGAAAUUUAUGAAAACCUGAAAUCAGGCAAAAAGACAGUGAAAGAUUAUAUUUCAGAAACAAAAGACUAAAUAAUGACUUGAACAUACUAGAGUACAAUAUUUCAUGAACAUAUGUAAUUUUAAAUUUUAAAAUUUUAAAAUUAUUUUAUGAAGUUUAAAA